AUGCCACACCAAAGAACCGAGACAGAUCUACACGCCACACCAAAGAACCGAGACAGAUCUACAUGCCACACCAAAGAACCGAGACAGAUCUACACGCCACACCAAAGAACCGAGACAGAUCUACAUGCCACACCAAAGAACCGAGACAGAUCUACAUGCCACACCAAAGAACCGAGACAGAUCUACAUGCCACACCAAAGAACCGAGACAGAUCUACAUGCCACACCAAAGAACCGAGACAGAUCUACACGCCACACCAAAGAACCGAGACAGAUCUACACGCCACACCUUGCUACUGAAGACGGGGCCCCUCCACCUACGGGGCCCUCCACCUACGGGGGCCUCCACCUACGGGGCCCCUCCACCUACGGGGGCCUCCACCUACGGGGCCCCUCCACCUACGGGGCCCUCCACCUACGGGGCCCCUCCACCUACGGGCCCCUCCACCUACGGGGCCCUCCACCUACGGGGGCCUCCACCUACGGGGCCCUCCACCUACGGGGGCCUCCACCUACGGGGCCCCUCCACCUACGGGGCCCUCCACCUACGGGGGCCUCCACCUACGGGGCCCCUCCACCUACGGGGGCCUCCACCUACGGGGCCCUCCACCUACGGGGCCCUCCACCUACGGGGCCCUCCACCUACGGGGCCCCUCCACCUACGGGGCCCUCCACCAACGGGGCCCUCCACCUACGGGGGCCCUCCACCUACGGGGGCCUCCACCUACGGGGCCCUCCACCUACGGGGCCCUCCACCUACGGGGCCCUCCACCUACGGGGCCCCUCCACCUACGGGGCCCUCCACCUACGGGGCCCUCCACCUACGGGGGCCCUCCACCUACGGGGGCCUCCACCUACGGGGCCCUCCACCUACGGGGGCCCUCCACCUACGGGGCCCUCCACCUACGGGGCCCUCCACCUACGGGGCCCUCCACCUACGGGGGCCCUCCACCUACGGGGGCCCUCCACCUGCGGGGGCCCUCCACCUACGGGGCCCUCCACCUACGGGGGCCCUCCACCUACGGGGGCCCUCCACCUACGGGGCCCUCCACCUACGGGGGCCCUCCACCUACGGGGCCCUCCACCUACGGGGGCCCUCCACCUACGGGGGCCCUCCACCUAUGGGGGCCCUCCACCUACGGGGGCCCUCCACCUACGGGGGCCCUCCACCUACGGGGCCAUCCGUACGUGGUAUGAAUAG
Procambarus clarkii (red swamp crayfish) is the source of this 1200-nucleotide messenger RNA. Its product is annotated as proline-rich protein 2-like. The record is from RefSeq and is a predicted model, not a curated record. NCBI's taxonomy places the organism in Eukaryota, Metazoa, Arthropoda, Malacostraca, Decapoda, Cambaridae.